AUGGCUACUGCAGGCCCAUCAGAAUACCGCUCGGUCACAGACCAAACCCGGCUGGCACAAAACUCUCACUCCGCAGAUUCUGCUAGUCAGCCAUCACCACUUCAGAUGUCACUGAGGAGGCCUUCCACAUGCCAAUCUCCGACCGCGAUACCGAAACCGUCAUUGGAAAACCCAUCAAGCCGUCGAAGUUACUCACGCACAUCAUCGGUGUCUUCAUUAAAGUCAUCAUCUGGCCCAUCAGGGCCAUGCUCACCUGAUAGUAGCCCUGUGAGCUCUGUCCGGGAAGUUAGCAUCACAGAUGCAGAAGCCAAAGAACCAGAGCCAGACUUACCAAAGGCACCGGAACAUUUCACCAGAGCUUUCAGUAUCCCCAAAACAUUAUUUGAUAUUUAUGAGACCUCUCGAGAAUGGCACUUCGGCUUCACACCUAUGCAGAACGUGCACGCCCUAAAGAUGGAGCUCAAUGAAGCGAACCUCAAGCGUGAAAAGGCUGAAAAACAGGUGAGAGAUCUCACUCAACGUCUAAGUUCAGUCGCGGAACCAGGACCGAAGAUUCAGUCCACAGAGAGUGAACGAAAAUGUUCAGAAGGAGCAAAUGUCACACCUUCGAAACUUCGCAAAGAGCGAGACGCGAGACUAAUAGAGUUGAUUGAGAAGAAGGGCAAAAUACCGCUUAAAAAGAGGUUCGAGGAACUAGUGGGUUGGUGUCAGAAGAUUGAGGCUGACAUUGACGCUGCUCAAGACCGCAACAUGUUACUUUUUGAUGAGCUUGGAGAAGCAAGCAAAGACAUCACAAGACUUAAAAAUGAGAAAUUGUCGCUUGAAACCAACAAAGAAAAACUUGAAAAGCAACUCGAACAGAGCCGCAAGCAGACUACGGUGGCUAAUGAUGAUCAAACAUCUGCGGUCCCGAUUGCCAAGCCCCCACAGUCUCUAGCUCCCCAAAAUGAUCAAGAGAACCGGCUUGGUGAGUUACAGCGAGAAAAUGAGCGGCUUCGGCUGGAAAACGACGUGAUGAGAAACGGUCUCGAGCAACCUCAAAGCCAAGAUAGCCCUCCAGAGGAACCAGAGACUCAACUCAAUGACGUAACUCCAGAAGUCGCGCAAGCCUGGAGUGCAGACCCUGGGGUCGAGGUUCAAGGCGCUGAUGCCAACAUAGGAGGUAUUACGGCCGGACAAGACUCCGUGGGACCGCAAGAUAUCGAGGUCACAGUGAUCCCAGUCACACCUCCAGCAGCAUCAGAAGCACGAGAAAUUUUGCACGCCGACGAGAUAUUCGACGACACGAGCGGCAAAGACGACGAGAGCAGAGGAGAUUAG
This is a messenger RNA of Fusarium subglutinans, 1320 nucleotides long. RefSeq lists its product as uncharacterized. Lineage: Eukaryota; Fungi; Ascomycota; Sordariomycetes; Hypocreales; Nectriaceae. Bases 1 to 1320 code for a protein of 439 amino acids. The transcript is spliced from 2 exons. The record is from RefSeq and is a predicted model, not a curated record.